Gasterosteus aculeatus aculeatus (three-spined stickleback) is the source of this 1845-nucleotide messenger RNA. It is a transcript of the gene noc4l, whose product is annotated as nucleolar complex associated 4 homolog. The record is from RefSeq and is a predicted model, not a curated record. Gene Ontology annotation, biological process: ribosome biogenesis. Gene Ontology annotation, cellular component: nucleolus; Noc4p-Nop14p complex; small-subunit processome. Lineage: Eukaryota; Metazoa; Chordata; Actinopteri; Perciformes; Gasterosteidae.
GGUAACGUGAACGCAGCACCAUCUAGCAAUCAUGGCGCCUUCCAAAAGACGCAACGUGAUUUUGAGGAUAACAGCAGAACAAAGCGGAAAAAGGGCUAAAAUUGACCUAAAUACCAAAGUCAAAGAUGUACUCCAGGAUAAAAAAAAUGCAAACGACGUGUUUGACAUCCUCGAGCUCCUUGAGUCGGAAAAAGAGAAAGACGUGGUCAAUGCUGUCAAUGCCUGCAGCAAAUUGUUCAGCACCUUGUUGGAGAAGAAAGAUCUUUUUUUGGGCAAACUGCCUACAGGGGAAGAGGAAGAGGCGUUUAUUGGAGGGUUGAGCGCGGAGGAGAAGUACCGGCUGUUCAUGCGACAGCGAUACAGCAGCUGUGUGGAGAUGCUGCUGGAGCACCUCGACCACGAGCUGUACAGCGUGAAGGAGAGCGCCCUGUGCUGCCUCAUGAAGUUCGCUGAAGGAGAAGGACGGCAUCCCCUCGAGGACUUGGACUGGAGUGAACACUACAGCUUCCCAAGAGAACUCCUCCAGGGAGUGGUGGACAGGCUGCUGAGCAGAACAACAGAAAACUCCAUGCUGAUCUCCAGGUUCCAGGAGUUCCUUGAGAUGGAGGACGUACGCUAUUACGUCAUGAGUUCCAUCCGUGAGAAUGUGGGCAAAGUCCUGGCCAAAAACAAGGGGGCGCUGAUUCCUGUAUAUCAGAACAACGUGUUCUCCCUCAUGUCCAACAUCAGCAUACCAAGCCAGGAGUCCGGGCUCACCAACUUCAUGAUCAAACAGGAAGCCAAGCACGAUGACUGGAAAGUUGCUAAACUGAAUGAACACAAACGUGCCUUUGAGAAGAUGUGGCUGGGCUUUCUCAAGUAUAAGUUGCCGAGCAACAUGUAUAAAAAGAUCUUGGUGAUCCUCCAUGACUCCAUUUUACCCCACAUGAGUAAACCCACACUGAUGAUUGACUUCUUGACGGCUGCCUAUGACGUUGGUGGGGCUAUCAGCCUGCUGGCUCUCAAUGGGCUUUUUGUCCUCAUACAUCAACACAACCUAGAUUACCCAGAUUUCUACAAGAAGCUGUAUAAUUUGCUUGAGCCCUCUGUUUUCCAUGUGAAGUACAGAGCACGCUUUUUCCAUCUAGCUAACCUCUUCCUCAGCUCCAGUCACUUGCCGCUGUACCUGGUGGCUGCGUUCGCCAAACGCCUGGCUCGCUUGGCUCUCACAGCACCGCCUACGGCCCUCCUCAUCGUGCUGCCCUUCAUCUGCAACCUGAUCCGGCGCCACCCGUCCUGCAGAGUCCUCGUGCACAAGCCGAGCACACAGGAUGAGUCUGUGGAGGACCCGUAUCUAAUGGAGGAAGAGGAUCCUGCUCAGUGCCGCGCCUUGGAGAGCAGCUUGUGGGAGAUUAAGACACUGCAGAGUCAUUACCACCCAGACGUGGCCAAAGCUGCAGGCUCCAUCAACACGCCGCUGUCGGGACUAGAGGACGACAUCAGCGAGCUGCUGGAAAAAACAACAUAUGAGCUGAUGGAGAGAGACCUGAAGCAGACACGGAAGACUGUCCCCCUGGAGUUUGAAACUGCCACACAGUUACUCAAAGGAGGGGGUGAUGUGUUAGGACAGCACUUCUGUCUGGGUUAAAAGCAGGAAAAAUGACCAACCUGUAAUUGGUACAAGUUCUGCAUUUAUGGGACCAGUUCAGACCGUCUAGCCGCUUGGCCUGGACACAAAGUCUUCUUGUUAAAAGCAGCAGCAGCAAUAACAUACUUUCAUUUAACCUGGAGUUAUAUUUUUAUUGUUUGGUCCAUGACAAUUAAAGUGUAAUUGUUGUCAAUCAAUAAAAACAUUUUCAAAUUUCA